Messenger RNA from Macrosteles quadrilineatus (aster leafhopper), 6425 nucleotides. RefSeq names its product DNA-directed RNA polymerase II subunit RPB1-like. Lineage: Eukaryota; Metazoa; Arthropoda; Insecta; Hemiptera; Cicadellidae. Bases 235 to 5943 code for a protein of 1902 amino acids. The record is from RefSeq and is a predicted model, not a curated record. Gene Ontology annotation, molecular function: DNA binding. The transcript has 26 exons. Gene Ontology annotation, cellular component: RNA polymerase II, core complex. Gene Ontology annotation, biological process: transcription by RNA polymerase II.
GCGCGCAGACUGGUCGUGAAAGUUCGCGUUCCUUGAAAGAGUUUUCGUUCACGUCAGACUUGUUUAUUCCAACAGAGACAGCUGGAAUGACGCUGUAUUCCUCACUCAUUUUGAUUUAAACUCGCACCUCUUAACUGAUAACAGAAAAUGUAAUAAACGCUUAAGAAUUCAAAGAUUUAUUAACCACCUUAAUCCACUGUGGGUGCUUGCUUACUCCAUUGAGUAGUCCUCAAAAUGGCGUUGUGUACAGAUUCCAAGGCCCCACUGAGGUCUGUCAAGCGAGUUCAGUUCGGAAUUUUGUCUCCAGAUGAAAUUCGUCGAAUGUCUGUUACUGAAGGGGGCAUCCGCUUUCCCGAAACAAUGGAGGGUGGACGUCCCAAACUCGGGGGGCUGAUGGAUCCCAGACAAGGUGUCAUUGACAGGAUGUCUAGAUGUCAGACUUGUGCUGGAAACAUGACAGAAUGCCCUGGACAUUUUGGCCAUAUUGACCUAGCCAAACCUGUCUUCCAUGUUGGUUUUGUAACAAAAACCAUAAAGAUUCUACGCUGUGUUUGCUUCUACUGCUCAAAGCUGUUGGUUAGCCCAAGCCAUCCCAAAAUCAAAGAAAUCGUAAUGAAGACUAAAGGACAACCGCGGAAACGACUAACUUUCGUCUAUGACCUGUGUAAAGGAAAGAACAUUUGUGAAGGAGGUGAUGAAAUGGACAUUAACAAAGAUAAUCCGGACGACCCAAAUAAUCAGCAGCCGCGUAAGCAAGGCCACGGUGGCUGUGGUCGUUACCAGCCGAACCUUCGUCGUACUGGUCUGGACGUCACAGCCGAGUGGAAACACGCCAACGAAGACUCUCAGGAGAAGAAGAUCUCUCUGAGUGCUGAGCGAGUGUGGGAGAUAUUGAAACACAUUGUGGACGAGGAAUGUUUCAUCCUCGGUAUGGACCCCAAGUUUGCCCGACCUGACUGGAUGAUAGUCACCGUUCUGCCAGUGCCUCCUCUAGCUGUGAGGCCUGCAGUUGUCAUGUACGGAUCUGCAAGAAAUCAGGAUGAUUUGACUCACAAACUGUCAGAUAUCAUAAAAUGCAACAAUGAGCUCCAAAGAAACGAGCAAGCUGGUGCAGCGACACAUGUAAUUGCGGAAAACAUAAAAAUGUUGCAGUUCCAUGUGGCAACACUGGUCGACAACGACAUGCCUGGUCUGCCGAGAGCUAUGCAAAAGUCAGGCAAACCUCUGAAAGCAAUAAAGGCUCGCUUGAAGGGCAAGGAAGGUCGGAUAAGAGGUAACUUGAUGGGGAAACGAGUGGAUUUCUCCGCUCGGACUGUCAUCACUCCAGACCCUAACCUGCGAAUUGACCAGGUCGGCGUCCCUCGCUCCAUAGCACAGAACAUGACAUUUCCAGAGAUAGUCACACCCUUCAACAUUGACAAAAUGUUGGAGCUGGUGCGUAGAGGCAACUCUCAGUACCCCGGAGCCAAGUACAUCGUGAGAGACAACGGAGAGAGGAUUGACCUGAGGUUCCAUCCGAAGCCGUCGGACCUCCAUCUGCAAUGUGGCUACAAGGUGGAAAGGCACGUCAGAGAUGGAGACCUGGUCAUCUUCAACCGACAACCCACGCUGCACAAGAUGUCCAUGAUGGGGCACCGAGUCAAGGUGCUGCCAUGGUCCACAUUCCGGAUGAACUUGAGUUGCACGUCACCGUACAACGCAGACUUUGACGGAGACGAGAUGAACCUGCACGUCCCGCAGAGUAUGGAGACUCGCGCAGAGGUGGAGAACAUCCAUGUGACUCCCAGACAGAUCAUCACACCUCAGGCCAACAAACCUGUCAUGGGUAUUGUGCAGGACACGCUCACGGCUGUCAGGAAAAUGACCAAACGAGACGUUUUCUUGGAGAAGGAACAAAUGAUGAACAUUUUAAUGCAUCUUCCAAUUUGGGAUGGUAAAAUGCCACAGCCCUGCAUCCUGAAACCCAAACCCCUAUGGACUGGCAAGCAAGUGUUCUCGCUGAUCAUCCCUGGUAAUGUCAACAUGAUCCGGACUCACGCCACACAUCCGGACGAUGAAGACAACGGGCCGUACAAGUGGAUCUCUCCAGGAGACACAAAGGUAAUGGUAGAGCAUGGUGAGCUGAUCAUGGGCAUCUUGUGUAAGAAGACACUUGGUACAUCAGCUGGAUCUCUUCUGCAUAUUUGUUUCCUUGAACUCGGGCAUGAAGUGUGCGGCAGAUUUUACGGAAACAUUCAGACUGUUGUUAACAAUUGGUUGCUGUUGGAAGGUCACUCCAUCGGUAUUGGUGACACCAUUGCUGAUCCCCAGACAUAUACUGAGAUCCAGAAAGCCAUCAGGAAGGCCAAGGAGGACGUGAUAGAGGUGAUUCAGAAAGCCCACAGUAUGGACUUGGAGCCUACCCCUGGUAACACACUCAGGCAGACCUUCGAGAACCAGGUAAACAGAAUUUUGAACGAUGCUCGUGACAAAACUGGAGGUUCAGCUAAGAAAUCGCUGACAGAAUACAACAACCUCAAGGCUAUGGUGGUGUCAGGAUCCAAGGGUUCCAAUAUUAACAUCUCUCAGGUUAUCGCUUGUGUGGGUCAACAAAACGUAGAAGGAAAGCGAAUUCCAUUUGGUUUCCGUAAACGGACACUGCCCCACUUCAUCAAGGAUGAUUACGGUCCUGAGUCUAGAGGAUUCGUGGAGAACUCUUACCUUGCCGGACUGACUCCUUCUGAGUUCUUCUUUCACGCCAUGGGAGGUCGUGAGGGUCUUAUUGAUACUGCUGUCAAAACUGCUGAAACUGGUUAUAUCCAGCGGCGGCUGAUCAAGGCUAUGGAGUCUGUCAUGGUCCACUACGACGGCACAGUGCGUAACUCUGUCGGACAGCUGAUCCAGUUGCGUUACGGAGAGGAUGGUCUCUGCGGAGAGACUGUGGAGUUUCAGAAGAUUGCCUCCGUCGACUUGUCCAACUCAAAGUUUGAGAACAUGUUCAAGUUUGAUGCUUCAAAUGAGAGAUACUUGCGAAAGAUCUUCACUGAAGAUGUGCUGAGAGACCUGCUUGGGUCCGGAGAGGUGAUAUCUGAGCUGGAGAAGGAGUGGGAGCAGCUCUGUCGGGACAGGGAGGCUCUACGACAGAUCUUCCCCAGUGGAGAGAGUAAAGUAGUGCUGCCAUGCAACCUCAAGAGGAUGAUCUGGAAUGUACAGAAGAUCUUCCACAUCAACAAACGAGCACCUACAGACCUCAGUCCGCUCAGAGUCAUACAGGGUGUGAAGGACUUGCUCCAGAAAUGUAUUAUUGUGGCUGGAGAGGACCAGCUGAGCAAGCAAGCCAAUGAGAAUGCAACGUUGUUGUUCCAGUGCCUUGUGCGAUCUACCCUCUGUACCAAACUUGUCUCAGAGAAAUUCCGCUUAUCCACUGAAGCCUUUGAAUGGUUGACUGGUGAAAUCGAGAACAGAUUCCAACAAGCACAGUGUCAGCCUGGAGAGAUGGUGGGGGCCUUAGCUGCGCAGAGUUUGGGAGAGCCUGCCACUCAGAUGACGCUCAACACUUUCCAUUUUGCUGGUGUAUCGUCCAAGAACGUAACACUUGGUGUGCCUCGUCUAAAGGAAAUCAUCAACAUCAGUAAGAAGCCCAAGGCUCCCUCCCUGACAGUGUUCCUGACAGGAGCUGCUGCACGAGAUGCGGAGAAGGCCAAGAAUGUUCUAUGCAGACUGGAACACACUACUCUGAAAAAGGCAAGAGCGAAUACUGCCAUCUACUACGACCCAGACCCUCAAAACACAGUGAUACCGGAGGACCAAGAAUUUGUCAAUGUCUACUAUGAAAUGCCCGACUUUGACCCUACACGCAUUUCACCGUGGCUACUCCGUAUUGAGCUUGACCGCAAGAGGAUGACUGACAAGAAACUGACAAUGGAACAAAUUUCAGAAAAAAUCAAUGCGGGAUUCGGAGACGACUUGAACUGUAUUUUCAACGAUGACAAUGCAGAAAAAUUAGUGCUGCGGAUCCGUAUUAUGAACAGUGACGAUAACAAGAUGGCCGACGAAGAAGAAACCUUAGACAAGAUGGAGGAUGACAUGUUCCUCCGGUGUAUCGAGGCUAACAUGCUGUCUGACAUGACAUUGCAGGGUAUAGAGGCUAUCAGCAAGGUGUACAUGCACUUGCCACAAACUGACUCCAAGAAGCGCAUCAUCGUGACGGAGAGUGGGGAGUUCAAGGCCAUCGCUGACUGGCUGCUGGAAACUGACGGGACCAGCCUGAUGAAGGUGCUGAGCGAACGAGAUGUCGACCCAGUGAGGACCUUCUCCAACGACAUCUGCGAGAUAUUCUCGGUCUUGGGUAUUGAAGCUGUGCGAAAGUCAGUAGAGAAGGAGAUGAACACUGUGCUACAGUUCUACGGGCUGUACGUAAACUACCGACACUUGGCUCUGUUGUGUGACGUAAUGACUGCCAAAGGUCAUCUCAUGGCCAUCACACGUCACGGCAUCAACAGACAGGACACCGGGGCACUCAUGAGAUGUUCAUUCGAGGAGACAGUGGAUGUGUUGAUGGACGCUGCAUCUCACGCUGAGGUUGACCCCAUGAGGGGAGUGUCGGAGAACAUCAUUAUGGGUCAGCUGCCCAGGAUGGGAACUGGUUGUUUUGACCUCCUACUGGACGCGGAGAAGUGCAAGGCUGGUAUAGAGAUACCCAUGAACAUGGGCAUGGGUAUGAUGGGUGGAGCUGGUAUGUUCUUUGGCAGUGCUGCCACACCCUCCAUGAGUCCUCAGAUGACACCCUGGGUCCAGGGCAGUACACCCGCCUACCCUGGCAGCGGCAGCGCUUGGUCCCCAAUUGGCAGUGGUAUGACUCCUGGAGGUCCCAACUUCUCUCCGUCAGGGUCCAGUGAUGCCAGCGGGCUGUCCCCUGGCUACAGUCCAGGGUGGAGUCCCCAGCCAGGCAGCCCAGGGUCUCCAGGUCCCUCUAUGUCUCCUUACAGGGUCUCUCCCUCUGGAGCUGCUUCACCCUCAUACUCUCCACACAGCAACAUCUACGCUCCUGCGUCACCCAGCCUCACACCAACGUCGCCCAACUACUCCCCGACCUCACCCUCCUACUCGCCUACUUCACCCAACUACUCACCGACGUCUCCUUCAUAUUCACCUACUUCUCCGAGUUACUCACCGACGUCACCGUCGUAUUCGCCGACUUCUCCUUCAUACUCGCCCACAUCUCCGAGUUACUCGCCAACGUCUCCCAGUUAUUCUCCAACAUCCCCCAGCUACUCACCGACUUCACCCUCAUACUCUCCUACUUCUCCAUCGUACAGUCCUACUUCACCAUCUUAUAGUCCGACUUCUCCGUCCUAUUCGCCGACCAGCCCUUCAUAUUCGCCGACAUCACCGAGUUACUCCCCGACUUCCCCUAGUUAUUCACCAAGUUCGCCCAACUAUACGCCGGCUUCACCGUCCUAUUCUCCGACGAGUCCAUCUUACUCUCCGUCAUCUCCUCAGUAUUCACCUGCCAGUCCUUCUUAUUCUCCCUCAUCUCCAAAGUACUCCCCGACAUCUCCUUCAUACUCUCCAACUUCCCCCAGUUAUGCUGCGUCCAGUCCUCAGUACACACCAGCCUCUCCUCAGUAUUCCCCCACCUCACCUACAUACUCACCUACCUCUCCCUCAUAUUCACCUACUUCUCCCUCUUACUCUCCUAGCUCACCCAAGCAUACUCCUGGGUCUUCAACAUAUUCUCCAACAACACCCAAAUACUCUCCCACCUCCCCCACAUACUCUCCGACCAGUGCUCAGUAUUCUCCUACCAGCUCCAAGUACUCUCCCACCAGUCCCACCUACACCCCUACCUCCCCCACCUACAGCCCCACCUCUCCCACUUACUCCCCGGCUGUUCCUGGGUAUUCACCCACUUCUCCCAUUUACUCUCCUACAUCUCCCCACUACGAGCCUCAAGAUGACUAAUUACCUAGUCAAAUGUUGUUAAAACUAUUUAAUAGCUUUUUUUUAUAAUGUUCUGUUAGCAUUGGGUUUAAACACUCUUAGCAGGAGUGAUUUUUCUAUGUAUAAGAUUUGUAAAUAUUGAAUGCCUGUGAGUUUUUAUAAAUGUGAGAAACUUUUGUUUAUUUAUACAAUAAAUGUUGGAAGCAACAAUAUUAUUUUUGUAAAAACUCAUUAAAAGCUACUAAGCUAGGUACAAAGAUGGAGUUUUAAAAAGGAAAAAAAAUCGAAACCAAAAAAGUCUUGUUUCAUAAAUCAUGUUACCUUAUUUUUUGAAUUUGUGAUGCUUAUCAUCACUAUAUUUUAAAUCAUGAUGUCUCACAUAAAAACUGACAUUUUGUAUACAUUUUCCAGUUUUGGUUUAGGUUUAGAACUAAAGGAGAUUGUACUGUUAAUAUAUUUAUGUAUUUUAAUAAUAUUGUCAAUAAAUCCAUCAUCAAUUGGAA